AUGGAUUCGCAUCAAUCAGUUGACUCGUUUGCGACGACAACAUCGGAUACCUCUGUCAAAUCGGUUGCAGACAUAGUCGAUGGAGUCCACAAGCUUGCCAUAGAGGAAGAAGACGACUACCAAGUACACGAAGACGAGCUCGUGACCCUUGGAGAGGUUAACUUGUAUAUCUCAGACGACUCUGGUGCACUCGAGGACCUGGAAAAUGCAUUUGGAUACCAUGUAGAUAUUGCUACUCAGGAGCUUCAGCAUGCGCACAGACCAGUCUAUACGCGCGCACUACUCGAGCGCGUAAAGUAUUGGACUGAUCAAAUCCGUCAAGAGUUCCCUUUAGCAUCUAACCAGCGACUACUCGAUCAUGUUGAUUCUUACGGGCUGAACAAGGAAAAGUGCAGGAUCUGGAAUCGGAAUGGUAACACUAAUGCUAACACCACCCAAGUUGAAUAUCUCUCGCGAGUUGAGAUGCAUCCUGACUUUCAAAGUCGUUAUGGAAAUCAUUCAGAACAGAUCAAGGCUCUUCGAUGCUAUAACAAAGACCGCGCGCAGGACUGCAUCGACACGCCAUAUACGUUCAUAACCCUCGAUCGAUGCUUUUUGAACGAACGAAAGGAUACAGCAAAGAUGACCAUCGCGGCGCCGAUCAAGAAGAUUGUGUAUUUUGGGCUGGGACGUGUAAGCCCGGCUUACAUGUACGACAGUCUUUUCCAAAACAUGGCGGUUUUGAGUAUGGCGCUAGAUCUGGUCAAGCACUACGAAGCGGCUGGAAUAAAACAAGAGAAGAUUCAGAUCGUUCUCCAAGGCCCUUGGUACGAGGAGACGGACUGGACGCUAUUUAGAGAACUUCAUCAGACUAUGGGCUGCAAGACUAGUACCGACUUGGAUUUCGUUCAGGAUCCAGACGGUCUUCUCGUCAUCGACUCCAGCACGAUGGUCGUAGCUCCGCAUCUGCCUAAAAUGUUCCCUUGGUCUCAGAUCAUCGCUGAUCUCUUCGCGUCGGGGUCAGGACUGGCCGUUAUCAUUGGAGACUGUCCUGUGACUGAACGCCGUCAGUUCGGCAAGAAGACAACAUUUACUUUCCUCGAUCGAGGAUCACCAACCGUCGCGAGAUUUCUGUCAGACAGAUAUGUGGUGUUCCAGAAAGGUCUCUGGAACGGGGGCGAUGGAACAUUACUUGCUCUCGGAAUGGACGAACAUAGCCCAUUCUCAAUCGACUAG
Alternaria rosae is the source of this 1215-nucleotide messenger RNA. RefSeq lists its product as uncharacterized. Lineage: Eukaryota; Fungi; Ascomycota; Dothideomycetes; Pleosporales; Pleosporaceae. Bases 1 to 1215 code for a protein of 404 amino acids. The transcript is spliced from 2 exons. The record is from RefSeq and is a predicted model, not a curated record.